AAUCAGCAGCAGGCGGUCCGUCCCUGUUUCUGGUCCGGGUGGAACACGCAGUAGUGUGUAUCAGCUAGAUGUGUGAGUGACAGCUAAGGUUGGUGGUUCUGGAUUGCCCAGGGGCUGCAGGCAGUGGUCGAUCAUGUUGGGAAUGAGGAUCUUCAAAGAUCUCCGCGCAGGAGGUGGAUCCCUGCUGCGUCUCCGGAGGUCAGUCCAGUCUCAGACCCGGUUCUACUGCCAGGCGCCAGGCUCUUCGUCGUCCUCUCAGGCCAGGCUGAAGCUGCGGACCCGGUUGGGGGUCACGCUGCUGUUUGGAGGAGGUCUGCUGGGUGUGUGGUGGUAUGUGGACUCUGAGAAGCAGCAGAGACUCCGACAGCAGCGCGUGGAGCAGCUUAGGAAGGUGGCGCUGGGUCAGGGGACGUUCAGCCUGCUGGACCACACGGGCCGGCGCCGGACCAAGGAGGAUUUCCUGGGCAGUUGGGUCCUGAUGUACUUCGGCUUCACGCACUGUCCCGACAUCUGUCCGGACGAGCUGGACAAGCUCAGCGCCGUGGUUUCUGCUCUGGACCGGGACCCCUCCCUGCCAGCCGUCCAGCCGCUCUUCAUCACAGUGGACCCGGAGAGGGACGACGUGGCGGCGCUGGCCCGCUACGUCAAAGACUUUCACCCCCGCCUGAUCGGGCUGACCGGCACCCCGGAGGAGGUGACGCACGCGGGCCGGGACUACAGGGUGUACGCCAGCCCUGGACCCAAAGAUGAGGACGGGGACUACAUUGUGGACCACACCAUCCUGAUCUACCUGGUGAGUCCGGACGGACUGUUCCUGGAUUACUACAACAGGAUGAAGAAGCAGGAGCAGAUUGUGGAGAGCAUCAGGAACCACAUCCAGAACUAUGUCAGACUGUAGACAGAACCGCACGUCGCGGUGGACGGGUUCUGCUGCCUCCUAUGGUGACUUUGUUUCUUCAAACAUGUUUACUGUGAGAAUUUAAAUAAAAGAACUGGACUCCUUGAUCUUUGGGUUUGUGGAUUAAAAGGGUUUUCCAGGA
Cyprinodon variegatus (sheepshead minnow) is the source of this 1040-nucleotide messenger RNA. It is a transcript of the gene sco2, whose product is annotated as protein SCO2 homolog, mitochondrial-like. Gene Ontology annotation, biological process: intracellular copper ion homeostasis; mitochondrial respiratory chain complex IV assembly. NCBI's taxonomy places the organism in Eukaryota, Metazoa, Chordata, Actinopteri, Cyprinodontiformes, Cyprinodontidae. Gene Ontology annotation, molecular function: copper chaperone activity; copper ion binding. The transcript has 2 exons. Gene Ontology annotation, cellular component: mitochondrial inner membrane. The coding region runs from base 134 to 898 and encodes 254 amino acids. The record is from RefSeq and is a predicted model, not a curated record.